AUGGCUGAAAUUGCUGGCAAUGUAAGUUUAUGCAAGAACUUUCUUUACAAAACAAAAAACGGCAAGAACUUUCUUUACAAGACAAAAAAAUGGCAAGGACUUUCUUUACAAACCCAGAAAUGGCAAGAACUUUCUUUACAGAACAAAAAAUGGCAACAUCUUUCUUUUUACAAUUUUUGUUGCAGACUGCCCUAUCAGUACUAGUAGCGCUACUAGUCGCAUUAACUUCAACCCUUGCCAGCCAAUUUGCCAAAACAGCACUGACAUUGGAUGAAUCUCUGUUCUUUGCACCUUAUUCAAUGACAUACUUCAACACACUAUUCCUGAUACCUCUAUAUCCAUUUUACGUCAUUUUAAAAGUGUUUGGAACUAAUGAUACUAUACCUAAUGUUCAUGAUGGACCAUCUAAAAUACUCAAAGACGAUCUGGUGAGCCCUACCCUACCCUACCCUACCCUACUUUACCCUACCCUACCCUACCCAAUCCUACUGUACUUUAGGCCAUACCGUACCCUUGACCGUAUAGUACGCUUGGCCUUAUCGUACCUUAGAACCUACCGUACCAUAGGCCCUACCGUACCUUAGAACCUACCGUACCCUAGGCCCCACCGUAGCCUGUGUUCUGCCGCACCCUAAUCCCUACAGUUCCUUAAGCCUUACAUUAGUCUAGAUCCUACCGUACUAUGGCUCGUACCGCACCUUAGACUUUACCGCAUCCUACUUUAGCUCGCUGUAUUCUCUUACUGUACCUUUACAUUAUCUUAUUGUGGCUUUGCUUUAUUAAUUUACUCCAGCUUAAAAAUCAAUGUUUAGGGUAAAAUGCGUUCAAAGACGUCUAUAAUCCUAGCAGGAAUAAUAAUUUUGAUUGGGUGGAUAGCUCCAAAUUACAUUUUUGCCAUUUCCCUAAAAUACAUUUCUGUAUCAGCAGCUGUUUCUAUCAACAGUUUGAAUGCAGCAUUAGUGUUUAUACUUAGUGUCACUUGGCUGAAGGCUGAGUUUAGUUGGUUUAAGGUAAGUUCUUGCCGUUUUUUGUUUUGUAAAGAAAGUUCUUGCCAUUUUUUGUUUUGUAAAGAAAGUUCUUGCCAUUUUUUGUUCUGUAAAGAAGGUUUUUGCCAUUUUUUGAUAUGUAAAGAAAGUUUUUGUCAUUUUUUGUCUUGUAAAGAAAGUUCUUGCUAUUUUAUCUUUUAUGACCCAAUUUGAUGAAUUUUUAUACUCCCGCAGCCUGUAGGUGACAUGUUAUACGACAACGAAACAAAGCUUUAAAUUUAGGUAUCAAAUUUUAAAAUUUUAAUUUUUUAGGCAUCUGGAGUAAUAUUGAGUAUAUGUGGAGUAGUUUUAAUGUCCAUGGACAACGAAUUCACUGGAAGCUUGACUGGGGUCAUAUUAAUAUUGUUCUGUGCACUGUGCAUUGCCAUUUAUAAUGUAAGCCAAACCUAAAAUUCAAAAUAUAGUGACAUAUUUUAUAGACAACCUUCAAACAAGUCUUUGGAGACCUCACAUUCGGCCAGGUUUUAUUUUUCCUAACUCUACUUGGACUAGCCAACUUGGUAUUGAAUACGGUACCUACCGUAAUCCUCAUCAACAUGGACAUUGAUCAUAUUGUAUGGCAAGCUGUACCUUGGUCGGCUAUUGCUGCCAAUGCUCUUUUGGCGACAUGUAAGUCUCUUUUUGCUAAUUUUAGAUGUUGGUGUUAUAUAAAAUGGCAAUGAUAUUGUUUUAGUGUUCAACCUGUCGGUAAACUUUGGCAUUGCCAUUUUAAACCCGCUGGUAGUGUCGAUUGGAAUAUUGAUGGGUAUUCCUAUUAGCACUGGUAAGGUUUUAACAAAAUUUUGGACCUCUACUAUGAUUAUGUCAGUUUUAAAAUGGCAAAAACCUCCAAAAAUUCCAUUUUUAAGCAUAAAAACGUUAAUUAUGCAAAUCUUGGAAAUAAUUUCAACACCGUUUUACGGCCCAAGAAAGUACAGUAUUUUCUGAACAUUUGAAGGCUAAAUAACCCUAGGUUUGACAAUUACUUUUAGCUGUGGACAUCAUUUUCCGCAACCUAGUAGCUGGCCCAACCAUGAUUUUCGGCGGAAUUUUAAUCUCUGCCGGCUUCUUCCUCAACACAUUACCGGUCGAUAUAUGA
Bursaphelenchus okinawaensis is the source of this 2124-nucleotide messenger RNA. The record is from the annotation of a GenBank genome assembly. Lineage: Eukaryota; Metazoa; Nematoda; Chromadorea; Rhabditida; Aphelenchoididae.